Nelumbo nucifera (sacred lotus) is the source of this 950-nucleotide messenger RNA. The record is from RefSeq and is a predicted model, not a curated record. NCBI's taxonomy places the organism in Eukaryota, Viridiplantae, Streptophyta, Magnoliopsida, Proteales, Nelumbonaceae.
ACGUACAGUAUACUAAUCGGGAAUUUUCCCGAAAAAUCACCACCCUCAAUACAUUCUUCCUUUCCUCCCCAUCUCUUCCAGCGCAAGCUGCGCAAAUACUAGCCACAGAAGGCGAGUCAAAACUCCCUUUCUGCCUGCAACUUGUGCCCUACUUUUUUCAAUUAAACCCUAAUUUUUCAUCCAAAACCCUAGUUUUCUUUGUUCUUGAAUUGAAACCUUAGGAAUGGCGACAAUCAGCCUUCGAAAGGGAAACGCCCGUCUCCCGCCGGAAGUGAAUAGAGUUCUUUACGUCCGAAACCUUCCCUUCAACAUUUCCAGCGAGGAGAUGUACGAUAUAUUCGGCAAGUACGGUGCGAUAAGGCAGAUACGUAUUGGUACAAACAAGGAUACCAGGGGAACGGCCUUUGUUGUCUACGAAGACAUCUACGAUGCCAAGACGGCCGUCGAUCACCUGUCGGGCUUCAAUGUUGCUAACCGGUAUCUGAUCGUGUUGUAUUACCAGCAGGCCAAGAUGAGCAAGAAGGUUGAUCAAAAGAAGAAGGAGGACGAGAUUGCUAAGAUGCAGGAGAAGUAUGGAGUAUCUACCAAAGAUAAGUAGAUCUCUCGAUGGUAUGAAUUUAGGGUUCUUGUUUUCUCCAUCCCUCUGAAGUGGAAAAAAAAGAAACGGUUUUUGUUCACGGGUUUAGCGUGCUUUUGAUGAUAUAUGGUCUGGAUUGCUCUUUUUCUUUUUUAUUACCCAUUUGUGUGUAUGUAUGGAUUCCUGGACCAUAUUUCUAUAAACUAAUAGAUUUCUGGACUAAUUUCAUGUAAUUUUUUUAUGCAAAUAAUUUCAUGUAAUUUAUGGUUUAAUGACCUGUAGCUCUUUUAUGAGGUUAUGGAUUGAGAAGGUUCGGGCUUAUGUUUUUUGUUGCUUUAAAAAUGUAGCUAUUUGCCUUUUAUUGGAUUUUUUA